Rhincodon typus (whale shark) is the source of this 2530-nucleotide messenger RNA. Its product is annotated as circularly permutated Ras protein 1-like. Gene Ontology annotation, biological process: endoplasmic reticulum to Golgi vesicle-mediated transport; COPII-coated vesicle cargo loading; intracellular protein transport. The transcript has 18 exons. Lineage: Eukaryota; Metazoa; Chordata; Chondrichthyes; Orectolobiformes; Rhincodontidae. Gene Ontology annotation, molecular function: zinc ion binding; SNARE binding. Gene Ontology annotation, cellular component: endoplasmic reticulum exit site; COPII vesicle coat. The annotation marks the transcript as partial. The record is from RefSeq and is a predicted model, not a curated record.
UUAUCAAGAGCUGACUGCUCGAAGCCCUGACCUGGGGAAGUUGAAGUGGUGGUGCGGGCUCCCACUUGCUGCCGGCUUCAAGGUCCAGCCCCGGGCACAUCCUCCAGCUAUUACCCCACUCGAGCUCCCUGUGUGGGGCCUUGGUGAGAACACGGGCUCUCAGUGAAGAAGCUUUCUCUCAUCAAUUUGCAAACCUUGGAGUCGAUUUAAAUAUUGGGGUCAAGAGGUGACGUGAUAGGUUGGGUGUUGACAUUAGAUAGUGACUUUUUAAACAACUGUUUUAACUUUCCAGAUUUGAUGGUGUGUAGCAUUGUGUUAUUGGCUGGUCAGCAAAAUGGAGUUUGCCAGUAGUCAUAUUUACAUUGAUAGUCCUGUCAAGACACGCCCGGUGCAGCAACCUGAUUUUUACAGAAACCACCCAAUGGGGACUUUAAGGAACACUGUUCUGAAUAAAAAGCCAUUGGCUCAUGUCUAUGACCCAUUGGUAGACUGCAACCCAACAUAUGAAGGAAAGGAACCUGGCAGUGCCUCUGUCGUUGACUCUGUGGAAAGUGAAGGACCCAUAUAUGACAAUUUGAACCCAGCAAUUGCUGUUGCCCCUGAUGACAAGCUGAGCUUUAGCCCAGACAUUGGACUCUGCGACCUGGCAUCUAGUUCUGCUCCAAGUGACAUCACAGCAGCAGAACCAUUCUAUGAUGUGGCAGAAGGUUCAAGCAAUUACUGUGGAGAUGGGAGGAGUUCUGGCUCUCAAACUACCCAGCACCUGGCCAAGCCUCUACACCCCAGGCAUCGCCUUGGUGACAAUGCCCAUGGCACACCCCCUCCACUUCCACCUCGACCAAGGAAUUUGAAAAAAGUGCCUGAUUAUGUGCAACUGCUGGAUUUGCCUCCCACUAAAGGGCCUGGACACUGGACAUUGCCAGUUUCCCGCUCUCUGCCCCCUCCUUUGCCGGAUAGAACCUUCGUGAAACCAGAAAAGGAAGAAUUGAAGGGAAAUAUCAAUGUGGUAUUAGUGAACCUGGGAAAGCUGGUGGACAUCAAGAACGUGAAGCCACAGAAGCCUGCUCCAGUAUACUGUCAGAACUGUUCAGCAGCUAUGUCCACUCUCAGUAAAGUAGAGAAUUUGCAUGCUGUGAUGUGGACGUGUGAAUUCUGCAACAACAAGAAUGUUCAGGAUUAUCGCUCAAAUGAACCAAGCUUCGGAGAUGAUCAGAUUUACGUUCACAUCCCUAACCCUAUGACCUCUGAGGAUAUUGACGAUUCCCUGGUCGUGUUCUGUGUUGAUAUCUCUGGCAGCAUGAGUGUGACAUUUGAGAUGACUAGAAGCAGCAAAUUGCUCUAUAUGACUCGCUUGCAGGCUGUACAAGAGGCUAUAAUUCAGACACUCGAUUAUCUUUUUGAAACAUCGCCUCGGACAAGAGUCGCUUUGGUUACCUUCAACAAUGAGGUAACAAUCUAUGGAGACGGACUGGCUCCCCCACGGACUCUGCGUGACUUUGAGUUAAUAGAUCAAAAUUACCUGAAAAAGCAGGGUGUCGAGGCAGCACAGCCACAUUGUAUUUUGGAGAGCAGAGAUGCGCUAUAUCGCCACAUACAUCAGUUGCAAGAGUGUGGUGCUACAGCACUGGGUCCAGCAGCACUGGUAUCCAUAGCAAUGGCUUCCCAGAAACAAGGCUCCAAGGUUAUAAUCAGUACGGAUGGUCGAGCUAACACCAUCCUAGGAAAUCUGGAGGAUAUCAAAGAUGAUAAGAUUUAUCAAUCCUCAAAGCUUUUCUACAGUCACCUUGCUGAAUAUGCAAUGAUGCAGGGGGUGAUCGUCUCUGUACUGACUGUUGAAGGCACCGACUGCAGAUUACCAGAACUUGGACAGCUGGCAGAUAAAACCGGAGGAAAGGUGAACAUCACCAACCCAGCCAAUUUAUACAAUGAAUUUCAGCUAAUUUUAGAAGAUGAUGUAAUUGCUACAAAUGUCACCACGACCUUCAUUGUUGAUGACAGCCUGUACUUCAAAUAUGAAGAUGACAUGUGCAGUAAAAAUGUGAAACACGUUGGAAACGUGGUCAGAGACAUGGAGAUCACCUUUGAGUUUGGAAUAAAAGAUUCAAAGCUUAAGAAAAUUCAAGAGAAGACAGCUCUUCCCUUUCAACUUCAAAUUGGCUUCAGGCUCCCUGAUGGUCAAUGUGCCUACAGAAUUAUCACCCAGGAGAAGCCAACAACGAAACACAGUGCCAUUGUUAAGGACCAUGUAAACCUCGGUGUUCUACAGAUUCACGCUGCACAGAUUAGUGCUCGGUUGGCAUUGGAGGGUAGAAUGCAAGAUGCCCAGAAGGAGGCCCUGGCUCAGAAGAAACUCAUAGAAGAAAUACUAGCCAGAAAGAAGGAUUUGGAGCAAGGAGCGAUUUACGAGAGUUGGAUGCAAUCCAUGUCCCCUAUUUAUAGUGCCCUCGAUUGGAAAGUUCAGGAUGCAGUAACAGCACAACCUUUUUAUGAGGCACUAAGUUCCAAGCGCGACAGAGAAUCUGUUGUUAAG